This is a messenger RNA of Pelobates fuscus (common spadefoot toad), 1371 nucleotides long. RefSeq names its product keratin, type I cytoskeletal 19-like. Lineage: Eukaryota; Metazoa; Chordata; Amphibia; Anura; Pelobatidae. Gene Ontology annotation, molecular function: structural molecule activity. The record is from RefSeq and is a predicted model, not a curated record. The coding region runs from base 46 to 1371 and encodes 441 amino acids. Gene Ontology annotation, cellular component: cytoskeleton. The transcript is spliced from 6 exons. Gene Ontology annotation, biological process: intermediate filament organization; epithelial cell differentiation.
AUAAAUCUAAAUUGUUCCUCAAGAACAUAUUUUCUGAUCAUCAUCAUGAGCCACAUUAAGCAUCAAUUCUCCAGUGGAUCCUCAAAUAGAAGCUGUCACAGUGGUGGACAUUCCCAAAAUGUCACUAAACAUAAAUCUUUAGCUCACUGCGGAAUCUCGCAUAAAAAACAACAUGGAGGCACCAACCUUUCUAGUUAUGGAGGAUCCCAUCUUUCACACCAUGGUGGAUCUUACACUCAAAACCAUGGGAUUUCCCUAACUUCUCAUCAUGCAGGAGCAAACCUUUCCCACCACGCAGGCCAUUACCGAGCCCCAAGUGUGCAUGGUGGUUCAGGAGGUAAGGGAAUCUCCAUCUCCAAGCAUUCAUCCUUUAGCCGUGGUGUCCACAGUCAUGAUACUAGCUUUGGAAAGAGAGAUGGUAUUUUCAGUGUUAAUGAGAAGGAAACUAUGCAAUCGUUGAAUGACCGCUUGGCAUGCUAUAUGGAGAAGGUUCGCUCACUGGAGAACGAAAAUACCCAGCUGGAGAGGAAUAUCAGAGAAUGGUAUGAAAGAAACCAACCCAGUGCUUUACCUGAUUUCAGCAACUUCUUCAGGAUCAUACAGGAGGUCCAGUGUCAGAUCUCCGGAGCAACAGUAGACAAUGCCAGGAUUGCUCUUCAAAUAGACAAUGCUCGUCUGGCUUCUGAUGAUUUUCGAAACAAAUACGAGAUGGAACAAAGACUAAGGAACAAUGUUGAGGGUGAUGUGAAUGGCCUGCGCAGAGUGCUAGAAAGCUUGAAUCGUGAAAUAUGUGACCUUGAGCAACAGGUUCUAAACCUGCAGGAAGAGCUCCAGCAAAUGAGGAGAAACCACGAGGAGGAGGUGAAUGCCCUAAGAGCCCAACUGGGUCAGAGAGUCAGUGUGGAAGUUGACGCUGCUCCAUCAAAAGAUCUAAAUAGAACCCUGUCCGAGAUCCGAGAGCAAUAUGAAAACUUAAUGGACAGAAACCUAAGGGAGGUCGAAAAUAUGUUCCGGCAACGGAGUGAAGAGCUGAAUCGUCAAGUGGAAUCUGGUUCUGAACAACUGCAGACAGUCCAAACUGAACUCAUUGAUUUGAAGCGCAAUGUGCAGACUUUGGAGAUUGAGCUACAGAGUCAACUAAGCAUGAAAUGUGCUCUGGAGGGCUCAUUAUCAGAAAUAGAAUCUGGAUACAGCUCCCAGCUCUCCCAGCUACAAGGCCUAAUCAACAAUGUAGAAUCUCAGCUAGGGCAGAUCCGAUCUGAUCUGGAGCAUCAGAAUCACGAGUACAAAAUACUUAUGGACCAAAAGACACAUCUAGAGAUGGAAAUUGCCACCUACAAACACCUUCUGGAAGGACAAGACAUCCAGUAA